Xenopus tropicalis (tropical clawed frog) is the source of this 3071-nucleotide messenger RNA. RefSeq names its product arginine vasopressin receptor 1B (gene avpr1b). Bases 1606 to 2784 code for a protein of 392 amino acids. Gene Ontology annotation, biological process: signal transduction; G protein-coupled receptor signaling pathway. The transcript has 2 exons. Gene Ontology annotation, cellular component: plasma membrane; membrane. Gene Ontology annotation, molecular function: vasopressin receptor activity; G protein-coupled receptor activity. The record is from RefSeq and is a predicted model, not a curated record. NCBI's taxonomy places the organism in Eukaryota, Metazoa, Chordata, Amphibia, Anura, Pipidae.
CAGAUUAAACUUGCAGGGUUCAUAUAAAAGUCAAUGGCAGAAGUCCCGUCCCUUUCCUUGAAGUACUUUCUUUUGUCUCUUUAGAGAUUUUACUGGGUUUUGUCUGAAAAUCAUGACAUUUUCAAACUGUUGCGCCGACAAUUCGAAACAGUCGAGUUUUUUACGACUUUUCUCGGAGCAACUUUUCCUCGCAACUUUUUUAGUAAAUAUCAGACAUUUGGGAAAAUAAAUUUAGUUGAAUUUAUUUUAGUAAAUAUACCCCUUAGUGUGCCAAGAGCUCUUGGAUUCAUUCUCAGCCGCGUAAAAUUUAAAAAACGAGGGCAACAAAAAAAACACAGGCAACAAAAAGAUGCGGGUGACAAAAAAAGAUGCGAGUGACAAAAAAGUUGAGCGGCAAACGCAAAUGUUUCUGUCGUUUCGUGAAUUUUGUGGUAAAACAGGACAGAUUGGCUCAUUACUAGUCAGUAUGCUUAUAAAUCUCUAUAUAUACAUCAGUUAUGCACUGUAUAUAUGUUUAGAUCUGUGCUUCUGUAUAACAGGGCUAGAAGUCUUCACUCUAGUUCACUUAAUAAAAAACAAUUUACUACUAAUCAUAGCUUGGCAAUUAUACAUAUAAUACAAUGACUGAUUAACUGCAGUCAUUGGAAUAUUAAUAACAUUGUAGGUGAACAAUUACCAUCAAUAUAGGUGAGAACUAAACCAAGCCUACAGUACAAAACUAUAGGUUCCCUAUCUCAUAUAGCUUUUAUAAAAAUGUUUAUAUUGUACAGAGCUUUAAAUAUAGACAUAAUAGUCAGACAGUGGCUUUAUGUGAAGGUUUUUCUAGAUGCACCUCCCCACAUUAUAUAUCUUAAUGCCUUCAUCACAGCUCUAAGGAUGGAAAAUCUCCUCCCUUAAUUUACUGACCAAGCACAUUCAUCUCUAAUAGUUGUCACUGGUGGAAAGACAAGCCAGAGCUGGGUAAGUGGAUAUAGGCAAGAGACAGCGUUGAGCCAAGAGAUUAUUUUAGCAAAAGACCAGAGGCAAACAGCAAUUUCUUCUUUGGUUUGUCGUUGAGAUAUAUCAGUUCAUUUAUCUGAGAACUUUCCACCUAAGAGAACUGAUGUUAUAAAUAUAUUCACUGAAAACGAAAUCAACAAAGCUUAUGGAACUGAUACUUGAGGAUAAUCGCUAUACUGACUCCUUUAUCCGUAUUCUUCUCUGUCAACUGGAAUUUAAGGAAAAGGAUCAAUUCACUGUACUAAAUGGACUACUACAAAAAGAAGAAAAAAAUUUAGAAGAAAACUAUAAAAAAAAUUCAAUUUAAGGUAUAAUUUCUAAAAUUAGCCAUAAAAAGGUAUUCCUUUCUUAAUUAAAGACAGAAAGUAUUGAUUUUUUGAUAAUAAUAUCACAACUGAUAUCUAGUCAUAAUACAUUUUAAAGGGCUCUAGAACUGAAUUCAGAGGCUAAUUCUAUUUUGUUUAUUGCUAAAUGAUAUUGUAUAUUAUAGUACUUUACAAAUGUUAAUAAUAAUUGUAAGACAUAUAUAAGUUACCUGAAAAUAUAUAACUUUAAUGAGCAGUUAUAGUUAUAUAUAUUUAUUUGGUGAAUUGAUAUAAUAGUGCCAUGGAAAAUAAUUCUUAUCUGCUAGACUAUGCUUUGAAAUUGCCUAGUGCAUUGAACUACACAGAUCCCAGGAAUGAAGAUUUAGCUAAAGCCGAAGUGGCAUUGCUGGGUGCCAUCUUAGUAAUUACUACUGGGAGUAACCUCAUCGUUUUGUUUGCAAUAUAUCAAAGGAGAAAAAAGAUGACUCGAAUGCAUUUGUUUAUUGUGCAUCUCACUUUUACUGACUUGGCAGUGGCCCUCUUUCAGAUCUUACCUCAAAUGAUUUGGGAUAUUACCUUCAGGUUUAUAGGAUCUGACAUCUUGUGCCGAGCUGUUAAAUAUACCCAAGUGAUGAGUAUGUUUGCUUCAACUUACAUGCUGAUGAUGAUGACUAUCGACCGCUAUAUAGCAGUCUGCCACCCACUAAAGACACUGCAACAGCCAAGCAAGCAGGCAUAUUUAAUGAUAGGGGGCACCUGGAUACUCAGCUGCAUUCUUAGUCUCCCUCAGAUAUUCAUCUUCUCAAUGAAGGAAAUAAGUCAAGGAGCAGGGGUUAUUGAUUGCUGGGCUGAUUUUAGAUACCCAUGGGGUGCCAAAGCCUACAUUACUUGGAUUACUGUAUCCAUAUUUUUUGUUCCAGUAGGAAUCCUGUUGCUUUGCUACAGCUUAAUAUGUUGUGAGAUCUGCAAGAAUCUCAAGGGAAAAAUGCAGACUUCUGGGGUAGGGCAGAGGGAAAGCAAUGGGCAAGUCGUACCCUCCAGGGUAAGCAGCAUCAGAACCAUCUCUAGAGCCAAAAUCAGGACUGUGAAGAUGACCUUUGUUAUUGUCCUUUCAUAUAUCUUAUGCUGGACUCCAUUUUUUAGUGUUCAGAUGUGGUCAGUAUGGGAUGAAAAUUCACCAGAUGAAGAUUCUACUGAUUUUGCAUUCACCAUCACCAUGCUCCUCGCCAGCCUGAGCAGCUGCAGUAAUCCCUGGAUCUAUAUGUGUUAUAACAGCCCACAGCUGUGCCGCGGAACAUCUCGACCUCAUGGCCACAGGCAUAAUUCUACAGGCAGUGUCUCGAGCCGCAGAGACACCCUUCUCACACAGUUACGCAAUCGUUCCUUGCUCAGGGGAGGGGGUUCAAAUGGCACGUGCAACAGCAUCAGGGAUCUGUACCCUGCCUUGGAUGAUACUGUGAUAGAAUCAGGGAUUUUGUGAUAAUAUAUUAAUACAAACCCAAUUUACAGACAAUGAAAUCAUAAACUCAUAAAGGGAAGAAGUAUUGUGUUUCAAAGCAUUAUAAGGGUGAAGACACACAGAGCUACUAGUAGCAGCUACUUGUCACUGCUACAGAAACAGACAAUGCUGAUCAUUUACUGGUAACUGUCUAUACGUGUGUUUUAGCACAGGAAAUUCGCAGUAUUUUCUGUGGUAAGGUAUUUUCUGGAGUUUAGUAGCAAUGAAAAAGUAGCUGCUACUAGUAGCUCAGUGUGUCUUCACCCUAA